This is a messenger RNA of Drosophila takahashii, 3899 nucleotides long. It is a transcript of the gene Abd-B, whose product is annotated as Abdominal B. Gene Ontology annotation, biological process: regulation of transcription by RNA polymerase II. Lineage: Eukaryota; Metazoa; Arthropoda; Insecta; Diptera; Drosophilidae. Gene Ontology annotation, cellular component: nucleus. The record is from RefSeq and is a predicted model, not a curated record. Gene Ontology annotation, molecular function: DNA-binding transcription factor activity, RNA polymerase II-specific; RNA polymerase II cis-regulatory region sequence-specific DNA binding.
ACACACACACCCACUCCCACCUACCCACCGCCCACCCGCAUCCGCACCCGCAUCCGCAUCCCCAGGCGCAUCCCUCCCUGCCCGCCAUGCAGCAGCACCACCUGCAACAGCAGCAGCAGCAGCAGCAGCAACAACAGCAGCAGCAACAGCAACAACAGCAGCAGGAGCAGCAGCAUCUGCAGGAGCAGCAACAUCUGCAGCAACUGCAUCACCAUGCCCACCACCACCUGCCUCAGCCUCUGCACACCACCAGCCAUCACCACAGCGCGCAUCCCCACCUGCAACAGCAGCAACAGCAGCAACAGCAACAACAGCAACAGCAGCAACAUGCAGUGGUCCCCUCCUCGCCGAACUCUCUGCUCCAGCAGCAGCAACAGCAGUCAACUCCCACCACACAUUCCACGCCCACGCAUGCGGUCAUGUACGAGGAUCCUCCGCCUGUGCCAAUUGUCGCCGUGCAGCAGCAACUUCUUCCCGCUCCGCAACAGCAGCAGCAACUCCAGCAGCAGCAGCAACAACAGCUGGCGACAACACCGGUGGCCGGCGCCCUCAGUCCCUCCCAAACACCCACUGGACCCUCCGCCCAGCAGCAACAACAACAGCAGCAACAUCUCACAUCGCCCCACCAUCAGCAACUGCCGCAGCAGCAACAGACCCCGAAUAGUGUUGCCAGUGGCGCCUCCGCGAAUCUCCAGCAGCAGCAACAGCAGAAUGCUGCAGUUGCUCCUGGCCAGACGCAGAUCGUUGCGCCGACCACGGCGAGUGUUUCUCCCUCCAGUGUUAGUUCUCAGAAGGAAGACAUCAAUAUGUCCAUCCAAUUAGCGCCACUGCACAUACCAGCCAUCCGGCCAGGCCCGGGAUUCGAGACGGACACCUCGGCGGCGGUCAAGCGGCACCCGGCACACUGGACCUACAACGAUGACGGCUUCAACCAGUAUCACGCCUCCGCGUCGGGGUACUACGACCGCAAGCACAUGUUCCCCUACCCCUAUCCAGACACCCAGUUUCCGGUAAGUCAGUACUGGACCCAAGGCUACCGCGCCGAUCAGACCACCUCCGCCGCGGCGGCAGUGGCCUACAUGAACGAUGCCGAGCGCCACGUCAGCGCCGCGGCCCGCCAGUCCGUCGAGGGCACAUCGACGUCCAGCUACGAGCCGCCCACCUACUCCUCGCCGGGCGGACUUCGCGGCUAUCCCAGCGAGAACUACUCCAGCUCAGGAGCCUCCGGUGGUUUGUCGGUGGGUGCAGUGGGUCCUUGCACGCCCAAUCCCGGACUGCACGAGUGGACCGGCCAGGUGUCCGUCCGGAAAAAGCGGAAGCCGUACUCCAAGUUCCAGACUUUGGAGCUGGAGAAGGAGUUCCUUUUCAAUGCAUAUGUGUCCAAGCAGAAGCGCUGGGAGCUGGCCAGGAAUUUGCAGUUGACCGAGCGACAGGUCAAAAUAUGGUUCCAGAAUCGGCGCAUGAAGAACAAGAAGAACUCGCAGCGCCAGGCAAAUCAGCAGAACAACAACAACAACUCGAGCAGCAACCACAACCACUCGCAGGCGACCCAGCAGCACCACAGCAGCCACCACCUGAACCUUAGCCUAAACAUGGGUCACCAUGCCGCCAAGAUGCACCAGUGACCCUUGGACAACAGCAGCGCGGGCGCCAUGGGCUUUGCCACCUACUAGCAGUUAGCCAAUCCGGGUUCGGGCAAUCCGCCCAACUCGAAUCUGAAUCCGAAUCCGAAUAGCAAUCCCAACCCAACCAUGUCCGAUCCGAACCACCAUCAUCUGAUCAAGAACGAGCUGGCCAUGGACUUUCCGUGUUAGCCCAGCGAUAGAGAGUUAAAUGUACAAAAAACACCAGAGAUCUCUAGGAUGCGGGAUAGGAAUAUGUAGCCAGGAGGAGGAACAGGAGGAGGAUCUGGAGAAGCAGCUGCCCAGAAGUGCGCAGGCGUCGCUGAUGUGUGACCAAGCAGCCGACGUUGAUGGAAAUGCAGUUAGUUAUUAAGUCAGUUCUACGGAUUUACGGAGAUCCACAACCCAACACGAUAAUGCAGCUUAGUUCGGUAGUUGAAUAUAGAUACGAGUAAGAUGAAGAAGCAGCAGCAAAAGCAGCAGUUAGCAGAUGCACUUGAAAUUCAAUUCGCAACUGUACGAAAAUAUAUGUAUGUACGUAUUUCUCUCAACGCUCUCAUUAACCUAGGCGAGCACUAUGAAUUUUCCGAACUAUAAAUUAUGAAUAUGAAUAUACUUAAACGUCAGUGAAUAUAACCCCGCAUAAAUUAUGAAUACACGCGUUCGAGUAGUAGAUUUUACCAUAACUAUCCACUUAAGAGCGGCCGGAAGCGGCGGAGAGAAGCAGAGCAGAGCAGAGCACAUUGUAGACCCAGAUAAAUGUUCUUGAAACAAAAGAAAUUGUUUAACAAUUUUCGGACCCCUCACAGAUCCCCGCAAAUGCAAACACACACACUCCGCAGUCUAGGAUAAAUUUUGUCGUGUAAUGUUCGUAAUGUCGUGUCGUGUCCUUUGAUACCUUCUAAGUUCCUGUAUAUAAACUAAGACAUCGCGCUGAUUCCCGGCCGAAGCCAGCACUCGAUAACUAAAUUAAUGCAGAUACUAUAUAUUGCAGAGAUAUUCAAUACUUGUAUGAUAUGAACUCGAAUUCGAUUUUAGCAAAUGGUUAAUCGUAAGUCGCAAAACAAAAAGCAAAUUUAAAUGAGUGUGUGCAUGUUUACUCCAUAGUUGAAGUCGCUUUCGAAUUAAAUUAACUCUAAAACCAAGAAAACAAAAAACAAACCUACUCGUAAAGCUAAAGCAACAAAAACUAAAGAGAAAUACACUUUACUGAAGUAAGCGAGUGUGGAAACGAUGGAGAGAUGGGGAGAUGUCGAGGAGGAGUAAUUAGCAUACCGUAACAGCUACUUAUAUAACUUACACAUAGUACAUAUAGUAAUCGUACAUAUGCAUACAUAUAUUUUCAUGUGUACCGACGCCGCUUGAUCCUGAUAUUAAGUCUAAGUUUAGUUGUGUUGUGUAAUUAUCGAUUUUGUUAAUGUUUUGCCCCGAGCAUUAUAUUAUUAUGCUAAAACCUAUACCUAUACCUACACCUAAACCUACACCUACACCUACGCCUAUCAUUAUAUGUGUAUAAUUAGCCUAUACAUACUUGAUGAAGAAAUGAUUUCACCCACUGCUUUAUUCAUGUUCUUGUAUUAUUAUUAUUUCGAGCCCUCGAUAAGUUGUAGUCUAAAGUCGGUUAUGUUUAUGAUUAUGUUCGAUUAUAGUUUGUUUAGUGAAUUUUAAUCUAGCGUUAGCAAUUCUCUUUUUUAAAAAGUUAAUUAUUGUGAAUAAAAUACAACAAGUUGCAGAAGUGCAAAAAUAUACACACAAUUCAAAAGUAUCCCAAAAUAUUUCGCGGUACCAUGCUAGCCGUAUUACAUUCUUCCACACUUUCUUGAUUCCUUGGUAUCCUUUGAUUUAGUCACACCUGUUUCUUUUUUCCACCCAUUAUUUCGGUAAGUACACCAAAGAGGAGGAGGAUGUUGACACAUCGCAAGCGACCUCUCACCAUCGAAUUUAUUCAUAGACAUCCAGAUACUCGUACUCGUACAGAACGUAAAGCAAAAUACGUAUGUUAUGUACCGCACUUACUCGUAAGCGGAUCAGCUCGUAAUCGCCACUCUCUCAGCCCAAAAAGAAAUCACGAAGCUUUCUGAUCAUCAAACGUACACUUUCUGAAUCAUUUUCUAAUUUCGGAGAAUUUCUGCUUUUCUUUCAUUACGUUUUCUGAGUUUUUUGUUUGAUUUUUUCGCCUCUGGUAUUGUAAUACAGCGCUUAAAUAAAUUUAAACUAGAAUUAAUAGUCUUGUUUCGGCAUAUGUCUUAAGAUUAAAUAAAUUAUUAUGUAACUGUG